This is a messenger RNA of Ilex paraguariensis (yerba mate), 1122 nucleotides long. NCBI's taxonomy places the organism in Eukaryota, Viridiplantae, Streptophyta, Magnoliopsida, Aquifoliales, Aquifoliaceae. The record is from the annotation of a GenBank genome assembly.
CUUCUACCUCUUACAUCAUUUGAUAGAAAGGCUCUAAGUGCUUUUACAAAGGCAAAUGGGUCAGCCUCGUGUGUUGUUCUUUCCAUUCAUGGCUCAUGGCCACAUGAUUCCAACCUUAGACAUGGCCAUACUUUUUGCUUCACGAGGUGUGAAAUCCACCAUAAUCACAACUCUUGUCAAUGAGUCUAUUUUCUCCAAAACCAUCGAAAGAACCAAGUUUUUGGGCAUGAAGAUUGGCCUCCAUAUCAUCAAAUUCCCAGUUGCCGAGGCGGGGUUGCCGGAAGGAUGUGAGAGUUUAACUUUCACUACCAAUGAAAUGGUGCCCAUGUUCUUCAAAGCAACGACCAUGCUUCAACAACCACUCGAGCAAGUCCUACAAUAAUUCCGUCCUGAUUGCCUAGUCGCUGACAUGUUCUUUCCGUGGGCUAAGACUAGUUUUCCAUGGAACUUGUUAUUUUGCGUUGUGUGCCAUGGAGAGUGUGAGACUUUACGAGCCUUUCAAGAACGUGUCCUCUGACUCUGAACCUAUUGCUUUGCCUAAUCUCCCACACGACAUAACUUUCAUUAAAACCCAAGUGAAUCCUCAUGAGCGAAGAGAGAUUGAAACAGACAUGGGAAAGUUGUUUAGUGAAGUGAAGGAGUCAGAGUUGAUUAGCUAUGGCGUCAUAGUUAAUAGUUUUUAUGAGCUUGAACCCGAAUAUUCUAACCAUUACACGAAGGUUUUUGGCAGAAGGGCGUGGCAUAUAGGGCCACUUUUACUUUGUAAUGUGGAUAUUGAAGAUAAAGCAGAGAGAGGAAAGAAAGCAUCCAUAGAUAAACACGAGUGUAUAGAGUGGCUUAAAUCGAAGAAACCCAAUUCUGUUGUAUAUUUGUGUUUCGUAAGCAUGACUAAUUUUACCGUUGCUCAAUUGUACAAGAUUGCGAUGGGGCUUGAAUCUUCAGGACAAUAAUUUAUCUGGGUUGUUCGGAGAGGGAAGGAUGAGGAGGACGAAGAAAAGUGGUUGCCUGAAGGAUUUGAAGAGAGAGUGAAAGGGAAGGGCUUGGUAAUAAGAGGGUGGGCCCCCCAAGUGUUGAUACUUGAUCAAGAAGCUGUUGGAAGUUUCGUGACUCAUUGUGGGUGGA